Molecule: messenger RNA, 851 nt
Organism: Lycium barbarum (goji berry)
Lineage: Eukaryota; Viridiplantae; Streptophyta; Magnoliopsida; Solanales; Solanaceae
Product: UPF0161 protein At3g09310
Exons: 5
Coding region: 70-513 (147 amino acids)
Source: RefSeq, a predicted model, not a curated record
UGUACGGUGCACAAAGAAAUUCGCACCAAGUGCCACUUCCUCUCAUCCAUCAAAACCUCUACACCAUCAAUGGCGCUAGCUUUGUCCCUCAACAGCUACUCCUCCCAUUGUAAACCCUUUUCUUCAACAAAUUCGUCAUCUUACAGGAAGCAGCACUCAAAUCUUUUCUUUCCACUGAGAAAAAAAUACAGGCAGCAGAAUCGGAGCUUAUGUAUCGUUAGUGUGUCGGAUUCUGAAGAGAACAACUCUCAAGAUGAUGAAGAAGAUAAUUUGGGGGUCAAAGCUGCAUUAUCAAUGCUCAAGUUCUAUAAAAGGGAAAUCUCGCCAAUAAUGCCAAGGAGUUGCCGGUAUGUACCAACAUGCAGUGAAUACUCCAUGAUUGCUUACAAGAAAUAUGGAGUUGCUAAAGGGACAGUCUUAACAGCAUGGCGCCUUUGUCGCUGUAACCCUCUAGGAGGAUCUGGUUUUGAUCCCCCGAGAUGGUUCGGCGAGGAAAGUCCACCACAGGAAUGACACUUGAUGUUAGAUGAAAGUACAGGUUUGGCUUUUGGUAAUGCAAACCCUUGAUAUUGGAACAAAUAUAUUAUAUAUAUGCAUUGUUUAUGGUCAAAGGCGGGCUAGGAUUUGAAUCUUAUGGGUUCUAGAUUCUAGGACACGGCCUCAAGUGCUAGUACCUGGGUUUGGAAUCUAACUUCUAUACAUAUCUAGUGAUUUAUUAACAUUUAUACAGGUUUGGACCAAAGCUACUGUUUAUACUACCUCCGAUCUUGUUUAAGGUAUUUGGUAAUGCAAGUCAAAGUAACAUUCUUCUCUAGCUGAUAUUAAACAGAAUGUGUUUGUUGCUUUUUCAA